Hippopotamus amphibius kiboko is the source of this 1035-nucleotide messenger RNA. It is a transcript of the gene GPRC5D, whose product is annotated as G protein-coupled receptor class C group 5 member D. The transcript has 3 exons. Gene Ontology annotation, molecular function: protein kinase activator activity; G protein-coupled receptor activity. Gene Ontology annotation, biological process: G protein-coupled receptor signaling pathway. Gene Ontology annotation, cellular component: plasma membrane; extracellular exosome; intracellular membrane-bounded organelle. The record is from RefSeq and is a predicted model, not a curated record. NCBI's taxonomy places the organism in Eukaryota, Metazoa, Chordata, Mammalia, Artiodactyla, Hippopotamidae. The coding region runs from base 1 to 1035 and encodes 344 amino acids.
AUGUAUGAGGACUGCCAGGAGUCCAUGGGGGACUAUUACUCCCUCUGUGCCACCUCGGGAGCAUGGGGCAUUGUUCUGGAGUCCCUGGCAGCAAUUGGCAUAGUGGUUACCGUUGUGCUGCUGCUGGCAUUUCUCUUCCUCAUGCGAAGGGUUCAAGACCGCUGCCAGUGGAAUGUCCUCCCCACCCAGUUCCUCUUCCUCCUGGGUGUCCUGGGGCUGUUUAGCCUUACUUUUGCCUUCAUCAUCCAGCUCAAUCAGCAGACUGCCCCCAUCCGCUAUUUUCUCUUUGGGGUCCUCUUUGCUCUCUGCUUCUCGUGCCUCUUGGCUCAUGCCUCCAACUUGAUGAAGCUGGUCCGGGGUCAAGUCUCCUUCUCUUGGAGAACAAUUCUGUGCAUUGCUGUUGGUGUCAGCCUGUUGCAGACGAUCAUCGCCGUUGAGUAUGUGACUCUCAUCAUGACCAGAGGUACGAUGUUUGUGGGUAUGACGCCCUGUCAGCUCAACGUGGACUUCGUGGUCCUCCUGGUUUACGUCCUCUUCCUGAUGGCCCUCACGUUCUUCGUCUCCAAAGCCACCUUCUGUGGCCCGUGUGAGAACUGGAAGCAGCACGGGAGGCUCAUCUUCGUCACCGUGCUCAUCUCCAUCCUCAUCUGGGUGGUGUGGAUCUCUAUGCUCCUGACGGGCAACGCGCGGCUCCAGCGGCAGCCCCACUGGGACGACCCUGUCAUCUGCAUCGCCCUGGUCACCAACGCGUGGGUUUUCCUGCUGCUGUACAUCAUCCCGGAGCUGUGCAUUCUCUACAGGUCGCGUCAGCACGAUUGCCCUCCUCAAGGCAAUGCCCACCCGCUCCCAGCUUACGAACGCGGCUUCAGAGCGGAUCACCAGGAACUCUCCAGAGCCCGAGACAGUGAUGGCGCUCAGGAGGAUGUAGCAUUAACUGCAUGUGGUACCCCUCUUCCUUUUCAGACUGUUGAUCCCACACAGGAAGCCUUCAUCCGAUGGGCUAAAGUAAGCCCCCAGCAAGAUGCAGAAUUAUAA